Molecule: messenger RNA, 177 nt
Organism: Dibothriocephalus latus
Lineage: Eukaryota; Metazoa; Platyhelminthes; Cestoda; Diphyllobothriidea; Diphyllobothriidae
Source: the annotation of a GenBank genome assembly
CUGGACGCCAAUUUGACAGCCUUUGAAGCCGUGCAGCGCGACUUUCUCUCCCAACUUGCCACCAUGCUGAGAGCGGUGGUACGCACUGCCAAAGACGAACAGGGCAAUGCACGCAUCACUGACCUUGAUAGUGGCCGUCGAAUCCGAGUAAGUCAGUCCCCCUGUGCCGUCAAUUAA